Peronospora matthiolae is the source of this 852-nucleotide messenger RNA. The record is from the annotation of a GenBank genome assembly. Lineage: Eukaryota; Oomycota; Peronosporomycetes; Peronosporales; Peronosporaceae.
AUGGAGCUCAUAACGCCGAGUCCGUUCGUGAGCCAGGUCAUCUUGCAACUGUUCCGUUACACGGCUCAGAUCCCCAACAUCAAGCUGAUCCGAACCUCGAGCCGGAUAGUGGAGCGUGUUUCGAGCGACCGCGAUGUGAAUGGCGUCCGGAUGAGCUACCUCGUCCGCUGGAGUGGCUAUCCACCGGCGUGGGACAGCUGGAAGCCCUGUGCCCAGCUGAUUGUUGAUGUCCUUGGUCUUGUCGAGCAGUACGACGAGACCCACCCGCUGCGUUUGAAGAAGGGCCGUCGGAAAACGACCUCCCCGAACGCGAGUACAGGGAUUGCAAGGUGUCGAUUCCUUCGGCAAUCUCAGAAGAUAUGCAACCUGGACACGAAUCACCCCACGAGAGACAGGGUAAUCCUGCCUCUCUUGAAAGCGGUGCAACUUGUACCGUACACCGACUGGGUUGCGCUUCUCAAACCUGAUGCAAUCUGCACCAAGUUUACUGAUCCAGGCCUCACGGCAAAUGCACUCGAUGUUAUGGAUGAGGGCAUUCCAUCCCUGCACCAAGGCUUUGCCGUCUCGAACACGGCUACCCUUGUACCACCGAUGUUUAAAGAACGCAUCGGUGAAGAGUUCUUCCUCAGCACGGAUAGUUUCCGUGCUGUAAUCAGGUGGGCAAAUCCUCCUACAGUCGAACAACGGGAUUCGAUCCCGUUCGUUAGUCGUGCCGGCCAACCGGUACAACUCCCUGGAUGGCGGCAUCCACGGAGACUCCACUUGAGGAGCGUGGCGCAAGAAAUUUCGGUCCCUGGCCUCUUGAUUGUUGCCAGCGUGAGCUCUAGCACCAGUGUUACCCCGAUCCCUUGA